Peromyscus maniculatus bairdii (prairie deer mouse) is the source of this 1769-nucleotide messenger RNA. It is a transcript of the gene Upf3a, whose product is annotated as UPF3A regulator of nonsense mediated mRNA decay. The record is from RefSeq and is a predicted model, not a curated record. Gene Ontology annotation, molecular function: telomeric repeat DNA binding. Gene Ontology annotation, cellular component: cytoplasm; nucleolus. NCBI's taxonomy places the organism in Eukaryota, Metazoa, Chordata, Mammalia, Rodentia, Cricetidae. Gene Ontology annotation, biological process: positive regulation of translation; nuclear-transcribed mRNA catabolic process, nonsense-mediated decay.
AGGGGCUGCCCAGUCCUCGCGAGGCUUCGUUCUCGCGGUGGAGGCGGGCGGGCGGGCGGCCGGUGGGGAUGCGCUCGGAAGAGGGGGCCGGAGGCCUGGGUGAAGCCCUUCCUGCGCGGGCUCCCAGCUGGAGGGAGAAACUGUCGGGCCCGGAGGCGCCGUUCCGCCGCGAGUCGCCGCGGAGGGAGUCCGCGGUGGCGCCGGCCCCGGCCUUCAGCGAGAGCGGGGCGGGCAAGCCUCGCGAGGAGAAGAGGACGGCCCUGAGCAAGGUGGUCCUCCGGCGUCUGCCCCCCGGCCUCACCAAAGAGCAGCUGGAAGAGCAACUGCGCCCCCUGCCUGCGCACGAUUACUUCGAGGUGGUGGCUGCGGACCUCAGUCUCUAUCCUCAUCUCUACUCAAGAGCAUACAUUAAUUUUCGGAACCCUGAUGACAUCCUUCUGUUCAGAGAUCGUUUUGAUGGAUAUAUCUUCAUUGGCAAUAAAGGCCUGGAGUAUCCUGCAGUGGUGGAGUUUGCUCCCUUCCAGAAGAUUGCCAAAAAGAAGCUGAAGAAGAAAGACGCCAAGACUGGAAGCAUUGAAGAUGAUCCAGAAUAUAAACAGUUUCUGGAAACAUACAGUUUGGAGGAAGAAAAAACCGGUGCUAGUCCUGAGACACUCCUGGGAGAGAUCGAAGUGAGGACAAGAGAACUCCUCGCCAGAAGAACCACACCUCUUUUGGAAUAUAUUAAAAAUAGAAAACUAGAAAAGCAGAGACUUCGAGAAGAAAAGCGCGAAGAGCGGAGGAGGAGGGAGCUGGAGAAGAAGCGUUUACGGGAAGAGGAGAAAAGGAGAAGGAGAGAGGAGGAGAGAUGUAAAAGGAAAGAGGCAGAUAAGCAGAAGAGAACCGAGAAGGAGGUGAAGAUUAAGCUUCUUAAAAAGCUGGAAACAGGAGAAGAAGCAACCACAGAGAAACCCAAAGAAAGAGGUGACUCAGUUGGUCCUGGAGACGAGAAGCAGGAAGCCCGGCCAGUGGAAGGCCUGCCGGAGACGCCUGGGGAGAGGUUUUGACAGCUGCCGAACAUCAUCAGAGUUAAGAAGAGAGACUAUCCAUGUGAUAUGUGGCCAACCAGGCAUUUGAACCAACAAAUCGUUUUUUCCUGUCACAGGUUCAAAGAAUAAUCCAAAGCCUUUUUUCUAAUCAAAUGCUUUGUGUAUUUUCCCUAAAGAUCAGAGACAAGCAGACACUAGAUUGUGACAAGCCAACACUUUUCCCACCUGCUCCUUAAAAACGGUAACAACAACCCAAACUCUGGCUUUUAAAAGCCAUACUCCUGUGCGCAUUCACAGGGCUAUUCUUUUUUUUGUGUUUGUUUGUUUGUUUUUGUUUUUGUUUUUCGAAACAGGGUUUCUCUGUGUAGCUUUGGAGCCUGUCCUGGAACUGACUCUGUAGACCAGGCUGGCCUCAAACUCACAGAGAUCCACCUGCCUCUGCCUCCCCAGUGCUGGGGUUAAAGGCGUGUGCCACCACCACCCAGCCACAGGGCUAUUCUUAUCCUUAAGGUAAAGCUGCAUUCUCUCGGAGACAACUCUGUUCCCUAAAACAUCCUUCACUGUGUAAAUGAAGUGAUGGUGUCUUCAAGUCAUGAAGCUCUACUGUCCCUAAUAGUGGGCUUUUGAAAACACUGCUGUUCCCUUCAAAUGUGAUCUCACUGGGUGCCUCUUAGGCACUGAGCACACCGUCUCUGAUGUCACAGAGCCACACUUACAAAUAAAAAGGACACGAGGGCUGAG